Insectozyma verbasci is the source of this 1527-nucleotide messenger RNA. The record is from the annotation of a GenBank genome assembly. Lineage: Eukaryota; Fungi; Ascomycota; Pichiomycetes; Serinales; Debaryomycetaceae.
AUGUCACUUUCAGAUAAAGAAUUAUACGAAUUAAAUAAAAAAGCUGUUACGGAUAGUUUUAAAAUUAAACCAAGAAUAAAUUAUAAUACAGUUGGGGGUGUUAAUGGGCCUUUGGUUAUAUUAGAUAAUGUAAAAUUCCCAAGAUAUAACGAAAUUGUUAAUUUAACAUUGCCAGAUGGAUCAAUAAGACAAGGUCAAGUUCUAGAAGUUAGGGGUUCAAAAGCCAUUGUUCAAGUCUUUGAAGGUACUUCAGGUAUUGAUGUUAAAAAGACAAGAGUUGAAUUUACUGGUGAAAAUUUAAAAAUACCAGUUUCUGAAGAUAUGUUGGGUAGAAUAUUUGAUGGUUCAGGUAGACCAAUUGAUAAAGGUCCUAAAAUAUUCGCAGAAGAAUAUUUAGAUAUUAAUGGGUCGCCAAUUAAUCCAUAUGCAAGAAUCUAUCCUGAAGAAAUGAUUUCAACAGGUAUAUCAGCAAUUGAUACCAUGAAUUCAAUUGCAAGAGGACAAAAAAUUCCAAUUUUUUCAGCUUCUGGUUUACCACAUAAUGAAAUUGCUGCUCAAAUUUGUAGACAAGCAGGAUUAGUUAGACCUACAAAAGAUGUUCAUGAUGGUCACGAAGAAAAUUUCUCAAUUGUUUUUGCUGCUAUGGGGGUCAAUUUAGAAACAAGUAGAUUUUUUAAACAAGACUUUGAAGAAAACGGCUCAUUAGAAAGAACAAGUUUGUUUUUAAAUUUAGCAAAUGAUCCUACCAUUGAAAGAAUUAUAACACCGAGAUUAGCUUUAACUACUGCCGAAUAUUUAGCUUAUCAAACUGAAAGACAUGUUUUAACAAUUUUGACUGAUAUGAGUUCUUAUGCUGAUGCUUUGAGAGAAGUUUCAGCUGCUAGAGAAGAAGUUCCAGGUAGAAGAGGUUACCCAGGUUAUAUGUAUACAGAUUUAUCUACUAUAUAUGAAAGAGCUGGUAGAGUUGAAGGUAGAAAUGGGUCAAUUACUCAAGUUCCAAUUUUAACCAUGCCUAAUGAUGAUAUUACACAUCCAAUUCCUGAUUUGACUGGUUAUAUUACUGAAGGACAAAUUUUUGUUGAUAGACAAUUAUCAAAUAGAGGUAUUUACCCUCCAAUCAAUGUUUUACCAAGUUUGAGUAGAUUAAUGAAAAGUGCCAUUGGUGAAGGUAUGACCAGAAAGGAUCAUGGUGAUGUAUCAAAUCAAUUAUAUGCGAAAUAUGCCAUAGGUAAAGAUGCUGCAGCUAUGAAAGCGGUUGUCGGUGAAGAAGCUUUAUCAACUGAAGAUAAAUUGAGUUUAGAAUUUUUGGAAAAAUUUGAAAAGAAUUUUAUUAGUCAAGGUGCUUAUGAAAAUAGAUCUAUUUUUGAAUCCUUGGAUAUUGCAUGGAGUUUAUUAAGAAUUUACCCUAAAGAAAUGUUAAAUAGAAUCAGUCCAAGGAUUUUGGAUGAAUUUUAUGGCAGAGAAAGAGAAGGUGAUGAUGACGAAGAGGACGAUCCUGAUAAAAAUGGUGAUUUGAUUGAUACAUAG